Molecule: messenger RNA, 587 nt
Organism: Strongylocentrotus purpuratus (purple sea urchin)
Lineage: Eukaryota; Metazoa; Echinodermata; Echinoidea; Camarodonta; Strongylocentrotidae
Exons: 2
Coding region: 13-465 (150 amino acids)
Source: RefSeq, a predicted model, not a curated record
CCAGAAGGUCAAAUGGUGGACCAGGGUGAAUAUACUGAAAUAGCACCAGUACCUCCAUCUCACGCCUCUAAAUCAACUACAAGCGACUACAUGGACUUGAAGCCUGUUCCUCGCACCAACACUGACACAACUACAAGCUGCUACAUGGACUUGAAGCCUAUUCCUCGCACCAACACUGACACAACUACAAGCGACUACAUGGACUUGAAGCCUAUUCCUCGCACCAACACUGACACAACUACAAGUUACUACAUGGACUUGAAGCCUGUUCCUCGCACCAACAAUGACACACCUACAAGCAACUACAUGGACAUGAAGCCGAUUUCUCCCGCCGACAAUGACGAAUACAUCAGUCCUAGUGCUACUCGAAAGUGUCCUGAGGCUGUCUAUGUAAAUAGGGACAUGACUGAAAAAAGUGCGCUGCAAAACAACCCAGACAAUGAAUAUUGUGUUAGUCCUAUUUGAAAGUGUGAUGGGGCGGUAAAUGUGUAUAUAGACGAAAAGGCGUCUAAAAACGAAUCCGGUGAUCCUCAAUAUAUCAAUAUCCUUCCCACAGCACAAGAAGCUAAUGCUAAAACAACCACUAC